UCCCCCACAGGUCUAUCAACAGUAGUAACACAUAACGACACGGCGCGGCUCGCUGGCGACGCGUCACAAAACUCCGGGGGCGUGCUGUUUGCGGCGGGGGGGUGCGCCGCCGCUGCGCUCGCGCUGCUCACCGCCGCAGCCGCUGCGGGCACGCUGUACAAGAGAGGCAGUAAGGCGAGGCACCAUGAUUCCAUACAUACAUCUUACACAACAGCGGCUUACGGGAGUCAUCAGAACGUUCUACUUCGACUCGACACACUUGGACGACCGCCGAGUUCCACGGGAUCAUACGCCACUAUUGCUAGCUUACACAAAUUCCCUUUUGGUAGUCGCCGAUCACCGUCGCCGUACGCCACAACACACAUAGGCGAGCAUGUGUACGCCAAGCCGGAGUCAAGAGUAUCGUAUUACGCCGCUUCGAACCUCACACAUGUAUCACAGCAAACUCUACCUAAAGACCGCAUCACCGACCCCGCAGAACAGCUACGCUUGCUGACGACUCCUCGCUCCAACAUUCGGCUGGAGAUCUUAGUACACGAGGGGACCUUUGGAAGAGUCUACAAAGGAGUCUUUAAAAGAGGAGAAACGUAUGAAGAAGUUGUGGUGAAGACUGUUUCAGAUGCUGCAUCAGCGAUGCAGGCAGCGUUGCUUGUGGCAGAAGGACUCAGGCUAUAUGGUUUGGUGCACAAUAACGUGCUGACUCCUAUGGCCGCCUGCGCUGAAGAAGCGAGGAAACCACUCCUCGUUUACUGCUGUCCUUCACAUGCUUCGAAUCUGAAAAGGUUCCUAACAUCAUGUCGACUGGGCCACCAAGCGGCCCCAGCGACGAGAGACCUUGUAGACUUGGGGGCUCAAGUGGCGUGCGGCCUCGCAUACUUGCAUGUACAGAGGCUGAUACACGCUGAUGUUGCUGCUAGGAAUUGUGUGGUUGAUGAGAAACUAAGGCUGAAGGUGACUGACAACGGGUUGUCGCGGGAUCUCUUCCCCGAUGACUACCACUGUUUGGGAGACAACGAAAACAGACCAGUGAAGUGGAUGGCACCGGAGACACUGUUGCAGAACCAGUAUAAUACAGCUUCUGAUGUGUGGUCAUUAGGAAUAACGCUGUGGGAGUUAGCGACUCUCGGAGCUUCGCCUUUGGCCGAACUCGACGCGGCGGACGUCGGCGCUUUUCUAAGUGGAGGCUACCGACCUUCACAACCUCACAACUGUCCUGAUGAACUGUACGGUCUAAUGUCAUGGUGUUGGACGCUAGCGCCUUUAGCUCGACCGACGGCACCACAGCUUCUAGCCGCCCUUCACGACUUCAGGCAAGCUCUCAGCACUUACAUCUAAAUAUAAUACUACCUACUUCUCAUACUAAUCAUAUAACCGGUUUCUGAAAGGCCGAUCAAAGUUGCAAACAAAAAAGGUUUUUUUUAAGUAGGUCGUAUAUGUCGGUGCCAUCUAACCUACAUACUACAUCAUCUAAGCGGUUUCUUUAUUAUUUAUGAAAUAUGAACGUUCGUCUUGUAGUAUUAUUUAAGUAGGUAUUUAUGUCGAGAACGUUGUCCAAUAUCUCUCCUAUAAGCUUUUUAAUGCAAACCAAACGCAGGGGUUUCAUCAUGCCCGUAAUGAACAUCAUUCCUAGUUUAAGAGCCCAUUGAAAGUACUAUAGUCCUAAUGUGACUAGUAUAAUAUUAUUAUUGUAUCACUACUAUUUCCAUAUUUCAAAUUUGACCAGCCUUACAGAAACCAGGUUAUAACCUUAACUCGUCAAUUUCUACAAAAUUCUUGGCACUAUACUUUCCGUUUUCUUCAAUACCAAAGUGCCUGCCAAAGUAUCAAAAUUAAUCGCUUAUUUAAUUUAGGAUAUAUUUAAUUUAUAUAAAAUCAUAUAUUUUGAUCCCAAUAUGUUGUUUUUCCAAAUACAUAGGUUAAAUAACAUAUUUUCGGUCAUAAACUUAAUUAUAUCCGAGUCAUUGAAAUCACAUUAAUUAUUACGAUUAUAAAGUUAAAAACAAGUACCGCACAUACUUUUUUAGGAAUUGAGGUAAAAUGUAUAUUUUCAGUAAAAAUAAAAAGUGAUAUAUUUAACUAUUAAGUCACAAUUUCUAAGGGAUUUUGGAAUGCUAGAUGAAUGUACUAAUUAAUGAAAUACCAAAAUAAUUGAGUCUAUGUAUAACUUAGUAGCACAAAAUAAGUGGAUGUUACGAAAGAAAUAAAAAUGUACAGUUAAUUCUAUCGGGUAUCCUCUUGUUAAGGGGAAUAAGAUUAUUUACAUAAUUAGGCGUUUAACGGUAACAUACAUAGGACAACGUACAGUCAGCACCAAAAGACGAUUGAAGAAAUUGCCUACACAUAAUCAGA
Trichoplusia ni (cabbage looper) is the source of this 2349-nucleotide messenger RNA. RefSeq names its product tyrosine-protein kinase RYK-like. Gene Ontology annotation, cellular component: signaling receptor complex. Gene Ontology annotation, molecular function: ATP binding; protein kinase activity. Lineage: Eukaryota; Metazoa; Arthropoda; Insecta; Lepidoptera; Noctuidae. The record is from RefSeq and is a predicted model, not a curated record. Gene Ontology annotation, biological process: multicellular organism development; cell surface receptor protein tyrosine kinase signaling pathway; protein phosphorylation. The annotation marks the transcript as partial. The transcript is spliced from 9 exons.